AUGGGCUUCAAAAACAUCCUCAAGAACCGCUCCGGUCUGCGCGUCGAUAAUCGCAAGACUACUUCCGCUGCGACUCUAACUUUGCGCCAGAGUCUGUGGCCACUCAGCCUGGUCACCAUUCUAUUCUUCUUAUGGGGCUUUGCAUACGGUCUCCUGGAUACUCUCAACAAGCACUUCCAAAAUACAUUGCACAUUGACCGCACCCGCUCAGCGGGUCUCCAAGCUGCAUACUUUGGCGCAUACCCACUUGCCUCGCUCGGCUACGCGAAUUGGAUCCUCCGUCACUAUGGAUACAAAACAGUCUUCAUCUUCGGUCUAACUCUGUACGGCAUCGGUGCCCUGUGCAUGUGGCCAGCAGGUCUGCACCAAUCCUUCGGUGGUUUCUGCGGCGCAACUUUCGUCAUUGGCUCGGGGCUGGGUUCGCUCGAGACAGCUGCGAAUCCAUACUUGACUGUCUGCGGUCCACCCCGCUACGCCGAAAUCCGAAUCAACUUCGCUCAAUCCUUCAACGCCAUCGGCACCGUCGUCGGACCGGUGCUAGGCUCCUACGUAUUCUUCACCACGACAAACGACGACGUCGCAGCCCUGCAGCGCGUGCAAUGGGUCUACCUAGCCAUCGGCAUUUUCGUCUUCUGUCUCGCGGGCGUAUUCUUCGUCUCGAAUAUCCCCGAGGUCACGGAUGAGGAUAUGGCAUUCCAAGUCGCGGCGACUCAUGUUGAUGAGCAGGAGAAGCCGUUUUGGAAGCAGUGGAAGUUGUUUCAUGCUACGUUGGCGCAGUUUACGUACACGGGUGCUCAGGUUGCUAUCGCGGGUUACUUCAUCAACUACGCGGUUGAUACCUGGCCCGGCACUGAUAGUGCCAAGGAGCGAAACUUCUUGCUGGUGCACAGGGCCCGAUAUGUCUUCGGUAUCUAUCUGUCUUGCUGUGUGGCAUUCCUGGCUGCAUCAGUGACGCAGAGGAAUCAGACUGGUAUUGCAAUGCUUUACCUGGUCCUGUUCUUCGAGUCAGUCUGCUUCCCGACCAUCGUGGCACUGGGAAUCCGCGGCCUCGGCCGUCAUUAUAAGCGUGGUUCCGGGUUUAUUGUUGGAGGUGUAUGCGGUGGAGCAAUUGUCCCACCUAUCCUGGGCCAUGUUGCCGAUAUGAGGAAUGAUACAGGCUUUGCAUAUAUCGUUCCUACUAUGUUCAUGGUUGUUGCGUGGACAUAUGCCGUUGCGGUGAACUUUGUUCCCGCGUACAAGCUCACGGUGGACAAGGUCGGCGAGAGUACGCUUGGGCUGCAGAACCAGAAUCUCAAGGAUGAAGAGGCUGCUGCGGGGACGACUCGUGAGGUUGGGGAGGGCCAUUUUGGGCCGGGUGAUGAGGCCGUGGACAAGGAGGGUGGGCUGGUUCAUAUUGAACGGUAA
Molecule: messenger RNA, 1404 nt
Organism: Penicillium daleae
Lineage: Eukaryota; Fungi; Ascomycota; Eurotiomycetes; Eurotiales; Aspergillaceae
Product: putative l-fucose permease
Exons: 8
Coding region: 1-1404 (467 amino acids)
Biological process (GO): transmembrane transport
Molecular function (GO): transmembrane transporter activity
Source: RefSeq, a predicted model, not a curated record